Ruditapes philippinarum (Manila clam) is the source of this 2465-nucleotide messenger RNA. RefSeq lists its product as uncharacterized. NCBI's taxonomy places the organism in Eukaryota, Metazoa, Mollusca, Bivalvia, Venerida, Veneridae. The record is from RefSeq and is a predicted model, not a curated record. The transcript is spliced from 10 exons. Bases 147 to 2429 code for a protein of 760 amino acids. Gene Ontology annotation, molecular function: RNA binding.
GCUCGCAUCUGUAAGUUUGAUAAUCAACUAUUGAUUUCUUAAAAGGUUAUAACUGAAUAAAUCUCGUACUAUAUUAAUUAUGCAGAUAUAUUUGGUGCACUUUCGAUUUCAAAAUAUCAAGUAUUUAUACCUUUGAGGUAAAUGAGAUGGCAACAAUAAGUAACGAGAGACAUCUUCGCUACAUUCUUCUUCUUGGUGAAGGAGGGACGCUUGUGCUGAAAGAAAUACUUGAAAGGGAAACAGUUAAAUCCAGCAAAUCCCUAGGAAACUUACUGGAUGCUGAUAAAAAUGCAUUAACCCGGAGGAUUGAAAAACAUAUAUUGCCAAAAGUGUUUGGUCCUGAUGCAAAUCAAGAUGCAUGGGACAUACAACUUUUAUCGACUGUGAUUCUUCAACUGUUUAAGAAAAGUCUCACAAAGGAUGAGAAUAAUUGUAUUACAAAGCUUAAGGAGUUGAGAAACGAACUUGCACAUGCAUCGUCACUAUCCAUGGAUGUAGAAGAAUAUGAUGACGACAGAAAAGAACUUUCUUCUGUUCUUAUACAGUUGAGUAAUGGUUUAGACAAGUCAGUUCACGACAAAUGUCAAAACUUUAUAAAAGAUUUUGCCACAGGUCCUAUUGAUAUACAAUCAGCUACAGAACGAGUAAAGGAAUUUAGUAAAUAUGAUGACAAGAUUCAAACGGAGCUGGACAAACUCACGGGAAAAUUGGAAGAUGUUUCAACUACUGUUAAAGAUGUUUCAGUAAAAGUUGAUUCUGUAGCAGUUGAAAUGAAAGAUGUUAAACAGAUGCUGCAGAAAAUGAUAGCUUCAAACACAGAAAACUUUCAUUCCUUUCAAGUGGUUGGGACGGAGAUGGAACUUCGAGGACCAAAUGAUCACCUAACAAACAUGGCCGAAGAAUCUCUCGUACGAUUAUUCAGAUCUGCCUUAGAAAGAACUGGAGGCGAUAGGGACUUGACAAAAAUAGGACAUGCUAUAAAUGUUAUCUUAUCAGAGAUAGAGAGUUGCAAUAAAGUCAAAGUUUUAGGUGUUGACCAACAAUGCAUAGUCAUUAAAAUGAGGUGCAACAACUGCCAGGGAUUACUCGAACUCCUAGAAUACCUUGAGGGAAGCCGUUUUAAGCGACGCCUUCAUGAACUAGUUGCAGCGUUAGAGAUAACAUACAAGGCACGCUUUCAUUUGUCGUCGCAAAUAGCACUUGGUGACUUGAAAAAUCUUUUGUGGAACCUUAGACAUUUAGAUGAAGAUAAGCAUGGUAGCAAGGAUGAUGUCAUCAACGCUGAAAGGAUUCAGAAAGAGCAACACGAAGCGAUAUAUACUGAAGGAAAACCAACACGCAUCAAAGUUUGCGGACUUCCCUCAGAUGUAACCACUGACUUUUUGACAUUGUUCUUUGAAAAUAAAAGAAAAGGUGGUGGAGUACCCGUGCGUAAAGUUUCAUUUUACAACGAUAUAUCUACAGCAGUUAUUGAAUUCGAGUCACCAGAAGGAGUUGAAACUGUUUUGAGUAGACGAAACAUUGAAAUGAUGGGCCAGGCUGUUACGGUUGUGCUAUAUCAACCAGAAUUACGUACAGUAGAAGUACGGGGACCAACACAAAUUGUUUGUGAAGGAAACAUCGAAUUGUUAAAGAGUCAUUUCAGUAACGUCGGGGCUGUCAUGAAAAUUUUGUAUGAUAGAGGAAGAAAUUCAGUUCUUGUGACAUUUGAAACAGAAGAAGUUGCAAAGAAGAUGCUGAUGAGAACACAUGUUAUCAAUGGAAAGCUUUUGGAGGUUUCGCUAUAUACGUGUAGUGUGCGAGAGAUAUAUUUUAGAGAUAGAAUACUUUUAAAAGGUAUCUCAUCAUCAACGUCGGAGGAUAAUAUAAGUCAUUUUCUGGAGGCAACAACGGGAAUUAAACCAAUGAGGAUAGCAUACCAUAAAAGCAAUGACGACACAGCUCUUAUUGAAAUGGAGUCAAUGCCAGACAUUACGGAGUUAAAAGAAGUCUGUAAAGUUCAUACUGUCGAUGGCGUCCAUCUAGAUGUCUGCAGUGUUGCAAUUUCAAAUUGCAUACUAGUAGAAAAUGUUCCAAACCACUUCACUUCUGAAUUAUUAGAACAGUACUUUGAAAAUAAAGUGAGAAGCGGUGGGGACUUGGUUGAAAAGAUCAUCAAAAUUGAGGGUUUAUCGGCGCUUGUAUACUUUAAGGAUAAAAUUGCUGUAGCCGACGUUCUAGAACACUUCCACCAGCUUGAUAUAGAAACACUGAAAGUGAGCUUAUUCUAUGAGUGUUUACAGCUUACAGAAAAGGAUGCAUUCGACUUGUCUGUACCUGACCCUGUAACACUUUUUGGCAUUGAUAAUGAUAAACUGGAGUUUAUCAAAGAGACCCCCCAUAUGGAAAGCUUAUACAUGGACACAUGCAAGCUUGUUUUGCAGAGAUAGUACGUAUACAGAACGAAACGUAGAGAUAAAUUGUAC